Messenger RNA from Penicillium taxi, 2031 nucleotides. Its product is annotated as putative dynamin GTPase. Bases 1 to 2031 code for a protein of 676 amino acids. The record is from RefSeq and is a predicted model, not a curated record. The transcript has 5 exons. NCBI's taxonomy places the organism in Eukaryota, Fungi, Ascomycota, Eurotiomycetes, Eurotiales, Aspergillaceae. Gene Ontology annotation, molecular function: microtubule binding; GTPase activity; GTP binding. Gene Ontology annotation, cellular component: membrane; microtubule; cytoplasm.
AUGGACAAGUCAUCAUCUCAGAUCGGGGAAGAUGGGCUAAGUUCCAGUGACUCCCACUUCCAGUCUGCCAAAACCUCAAAACGGCUGAAUCAAAUUGACCAUGUUCGCCAAUUAGGGAUUGGCGAUCAUAUUUCACUGCCACAGCUCGUAGUAUGUGGUGAUCAAUCCGCAGGCAAAAGCUCAGUUCUCGAAGGCAUCAGUGGGUACCCUUUUCCUCGACAAGAUGGUUUAUGCACACGGUUUCCUACUGAGAUCAUCCUUCGUCACGAUAUUCAGAUAAACAUGAUGACGGCUAGCGUUCUCCCAAGCGCAUCACGCUCAGUCAAGGAAAAGAUCGAUGCAUCCCGUUUGAUGGGUAUUCGCGGCUUCAGUGACGAUGUCGAUGCUCCUUCUUUCGCCUCGGAUGUUCUCAGGCUAGAGUUGGUUGGAAACAUAAACCUUCAUUUGACUCUGGUUGAUCUCCCCGGAUUGAUAUCGGUUUCGGAGAAUGAUAAAGAUGUUGAAUUCGUGCGAGAGCUGGUAGAUCGCUAUCUGGAGAGCCCACGCACCAUAAUACUCGCUGUCAUACCAGCAAGUAGUGAUGCGGAGACUCAGCCUAUUAUUCAACGAGCACGGCAUUUCGACAAAGAUGGUACGCGAACGAUUGGAGUCAUCACCAAGCCCGAUCUCAUCAACAAGAAUACCGAGCAACGAGUCGCACGAUUGGCAAAGAAUCUGGAUCGUACCAAGUUUAAGCUUGGGUUUUUUCUGCUGAAGAAUCCUUCCCCGGACGACUUGGCGAAUGGAAUGACAUUCCAGGAGCGACGCCAGGCAGAGUUUAAAUUCUUCUCUAGAGCGCCCUGGAAGGCACAAAACCUUGAUCAAUCGAGGAUUGGAAUCGACAAUCUUCGAUCAUUCUUGGAAGACCUGCUAAGUCGGCACAUUGAGCAAUGUCUUCCUGAAGUUUUGAAAGACAUUCGACGUGUUCUAAAGGGUGCCGUUGACGAGACUUUUGAUCUUGGUACUGAAAGGUCAACCUCAAGUCAGAUUCGCGUGUUUCUGAUUCAGAUAAGCAUGGAAAUUCGUAACCUCAUCACAUAUGGCGUGGAAGGAAACUACGGUGGGCAUCAGGGGGACUUCUUCACAGAGACAAACUGUCGCCUUCGUGCCGCUGUUCAUAGAAAAAACGAGAGUUUUGCUCAAUACAUGGCAAAGCACGGUCAAUUGAGAAAAUUUGUUGCUGAUGAUGAUGCACCAUCUGAAAUAUCUGAAGAGGAACCUGAGGAACAAGUGAGAUUCAAAGACAACAGCGAGAAUGAACAGAUUUUCGUGACAGCAUUGCAAAUGUCAAGAUGGGUAAAAGAGAUGUAUCAUGAGUCGAGAGGUCAAGAAUUAUCUGGGAACUACAACCAUUCCCUGUUACAGAGAUUGUUCCUUAGUCAAUCAUCUCGCUGGCAUGAUAUAUCUCGACGUCACGUUCAAUCAAUCGUGGAUUUAGUGACGCAAUUUGUGAAGUCUGUGUUGAAGUCGGUGGUGAAGGACUCUGAAGUCCGCAGCAACCUGUGGAAGAGAAUAAUGAGCACUCUACAGGGGAACGUUAAAAAUGCGUACCAAGAACUCGCGAAACUUUUGCAGGAUGAACAGGGCCACCCAAUCACCUACAAUCAUUACUACACCGACAACGUCCAAAGAGAGCGACAAGACAGCGCAAAGAGGGAUAUGAAGAAUUCAGUUGAUGCAAUUUGUUCGGUCCUUCAAGACCGUGUGAAGAUCAAUAUGGUUGAUCGAGCCUGCUCAGAAGCAUUGAUUGAUCUGAACGCCUAUUACAAAGUUGCAAGGAAAUCUUUUGUUGACAAUAUUUGCCGCCAGGUUGUUGAAAGGCAUAUCCUCAAAACCUUGGUAAAUGUUUUUGACCCGACAACUGUGAGUGGUUACAGUGAUGAGGAACUUUUACAGUUGGCUGCCGAGACACCAGAAACUAUUCGUCGACGUACUAAAGUCCUUGAACUUCAAAGCGCGCUGGAGUCAAGUCUUAAAGAGCUUUCUAUCUAG